Messenger RNA from Ictalurus punctatus (channel catfish), 2157 nucleotides. It is a transcript of the gene cnrip1a, whose product is annotated as cannabinoid receptor interacting protein 1a. Gene Ontology annotation, molecular function: type 1 cannabinoid receptor binding. The transcript has 3 exons. Gene Ontology annotation, biological process: negative regulation of signaling receptor activity. The record is from RefSeq and is a predicted model, not a curated record. Lineage: Eukaryota; Metazoa; Chordata; Actinopteri; Siluriformes; Ictaluridae. Gene Ontology annotation, cellular component: plasma membrane. The coding region runs from base 66 to 716 and encodes 216 amino acids.
GUAUUGUUUUGGGGGUUGGUUUUAACUAGACAUGGAUCUAGUUUGGGUGUUGAUUUUGAUUGGACAUGGGUCUUGUUUGGGUGUUGAUUUUGAUUGGACAUGGGCCUCGUUCGAGUUUUUAUUUUGUCGAGCGGAUCUGGCAACCCUGCCUGGGAUCUUCCACCAUCCAUUUACAUGCAGGGAGCGCACGAGACGUGCAGAGGCCCGUUAUUAUUAGUUUCUUCACCAUGGCCGACGUUCCAGCGUUAAUUAACAUCUGCGUGUCGUUAAAGAUCCAGCCGAACGAUGGCCCGGUGUUCUUUAAAGCGGACGGGUCCCGGUUCGGACAGACGCGGACUAUAAAACUGCUGACGGGCUCCAAAUAUAAAAUCGAGGUGGUGUUAAAACCGGGGAACGCCGAGCCCCUCACUAUGGGAAUCGGCGGAAAAACCUUUGAUCUGGAGCAGCAGUCUAAAGAUGAUGAGUCUGCCGUAUAUCACGGCUUUUACGACACUGAGGGUGUUCCUCACACCAAAAGCGGGGACAGACAACCCGUGCAGGUUACCAUACAGUUCAAGGAGGUGGGUGUGUUCGAGACGGUGUGGCAGGUGAAGUACUACAACUACUACAAGCGUGAGCACUGCCAGUUCGGCAACAAGUUCAGCUGCAUCGAGUACGAGGUGAAGCCCAACGAGACGCGCAGCCUCAUGUGGAUCAACAAGGAGCUCUUCCAGUAAAACACACUCGCCGUGGCGUUAACCGGUUCGAGCACAGCGCGGCGGCACUGCGACUUGUGAACAGUAACCAUCAUUGAGCAGAUUGUGUACUGUGUAAUUAUGGAUUCAAGACGUUGAGUACCUGUCAGCCUGGCUGACUCUCUUCUACUUCUGUUCUGUGAGCCAUGCUAGCAAACAGGACAGAACCUGGGGAGAUCGAUACUAUCUUUCUUUUCUUAUUAUUCUUUUGUGCAUGUAAGCUUUUACACAUAUCUUUUUUGAGUCAGGUCUUACAGGUUGUUGUUUUGGUUUUUUUUUGGUCCAUGUUCUGCGUUUACACAUAUCAACGCUAGUUAGUCGUUAGUGACACUCGGAUCCUUCCUAUUAGUACUGACGUAAUGUAGAACCACAAUCCAGCGAUUCCUUAUACCUUGUGAAAUGUACGGGCAUUACGGCAGAAAUCGCUUCCAGGUAGAUAGUCAUGGCAGGUUUAUUUAAAAUGACAAGCAUGUCUCAGGAGCAAAUCAAGACCUUUCUCCAGGUAGGUUGUUCAGUGGGUUACACUCGGUCAUUUCACACACCUUGACUUAUCCGGACUGAGAUUUUUAAAAGCCAACAUUGGUAUUCACGGAGUCUGUGCAUCACCAGUUUGGAAGGAGUUUUCCCAGUUUUUUUCAACCUUGAGCGUGUGUUCCCAUUGUAGCAUCAGGUUCCCGUUCUCGGCUGACAGGAGUGAAACCCGACGUCGUCUUCUCCUGUUAUAGUCCGUCUGCAUGAAGGUUUCACCAACUGUCCUUUCUUAGACGCGUCCUUUCCUGCUCGCCACAGCCGUAGAGAGCGGUUAUUCGAGUUCCCGUCAGCUUCAAGCAGCAGAACUGGAUGUUUUUUUUGUUUUUCGCACCAUUCCGUUCUGCAUGAAAACCCCAGGAGAUCAGCGCCAACAACCAUGCUGUGUACAAAGUCUCUGAGAUCACCGAUGCCCGAUGCGAACAUUAUCUGACGCUCUUAACUUGUAUGUGUAUGAUUUAACGUCUGAUUGGCUGACUGGGUACGCCUGGAUUUACACCAGCGUAAACGAAUCUGUUUCUCCAAGCCACAGUUGACAACCAAACCCUCUCCAAAUACGUGAUGCCCAUGCUCUGUGAAGCGAUUUAAAAUGUCAUGAGCUGAUGUGCAUAUUAAUAUCUGGCUACGAGUGUCGAUGCACACGGUUCAAAUCUUAUCAUUAAGCAAUGGCUUAGAACACAAAUGCAAGAGGUGUGAAAUGUCCCGGCGUGAAACGCGAGUGAAUAUCAGUUCGGUUAAGAAACACAGGAUGGGUUACUGAUUCUGAACACUGAUAUACUGUACAAUAUCUGCCCCGUUACGGUUACACACAAUUUCACUGAUAUGCCAUGCAGUUACUCGAGUAUUCUCGCUGAAAUAAAACAGAGCAGGGGUCAGUAAUUCUUGCUCAAAAAGG